CAGACGUUCAACUUUCAACUUUGACCUCUUACCGGAGUCCCACAUGGUCGGCUGUUGACGUUCAAGAAGCAUGCAUACGGUGAAUCUUGAAUCACAGAAAAACAGCACCAUGAGUAAAGCUAAAGAAAAGAGUGCGAAGAAAAGAGUUGUUGAAGAGGACGAUGACCAGCUUCCCAUAUUUGACCAAGAUGUCACUGAGAAGAAGGCUGGGGAGGAGGACGAUGCAGACCUCUCAGAUAGCGAGGAGAGUGUGUUCUCUGGACUGGAAGACUCUGGGAGUGACAGCCACGAUGAAGAAGAGGAUGCUGAAGAAGGGGAUGAUGAAGAAGAUGAUGAUGCUGUAAUUCUUGAUGAGAUUCUGACGAAGAGUAGUGGUGUUGAAACAGCUACUGAAGCGCCUGCAACAGAUAAGAAUACACCCACGCAGCCAGACGUUAAAACUGCACCAAAGCAGAAGAUGAAGAUGAAAAAAGGUGAGGGAGUCGCCAUGGACGACGGAGGAGAGAAGGGCCUGAUCACCACCCGGCAUGGGGACGAGUAUGAACACGACACCUCCGAUGAAGAGGACAUUCGUAACACUGUGGGCAACAUUCCCAUGGAGUGGUACCAGGACUACCCUCACAUCGGCUAUAACCUGGACGGGAAGAAGAUCUUUAAGCCCAUCAGGAACAAAGACGAGCUGGAUGAGUUCCUGGACAAGAUGGAGAACCCAGACUACUGGCGUACGGUCCAUGACAAGACGACAGCCUCAGACAUCCGUCUGUCAGACGAGCAGGUGGACCUGGUGCACCGUCUUCAGAAGGGCCAGUUCGGCGACGUCAACUUCAAUGAGUACGAGCCGUCAGUGGACUUCUUCACCAACGAGGUCAUGAUCCAUCCGGUGACCAACAGGCCCCAGGACAAACGGAGCUUCAUCCCCUCGCUCAUAGAGAAGGAGAAGGUUUCGAAGCUGGUCCAUGCCAUAAAGAUGGGUUGGAUCAAGCCCCGUAAGCCCAAAGAGACCACCCCUCAGUACUACGACCUGUGGGCCAAGGAGGACCCCAACGCCAUCCUGGGACGCCACAAGAUGCACGUCCCUGCCCCCAAGAUGAGGCUGCCCGGACACGAGGAGUCCUACAACCCUCCACCUGAGUACCUGCUCACAGAGGAAGAGAGAAUGGCGUGGGAACAGCAGGAUGCAGAGGACAGGAAGCUCCCGUUCCUCCCCCAGAAACACUCCUGUCUGAGGGCCGUGCCCGCCUUCUCCCGCUUCAUCCACGAGCGAUUUGAACGCUGCCUCGACCUCUACCUGUGUCCCCGCCAACGCAAGAUGAGGGUGAAUGUGAAUCCAGAAGAUCUGAUCCCCAAGCUGCCCAAACCCAAGGACCUGCAGCCCUUCCCCACCACCAUGUCCCUGGUGUACAUUGGCCACAGCAGUCUGGUGCGUUCCAUCAGUGCAUCUCCCACUGGCCAAUGGCUGGUCUCAGGCUCAGAUGACUGUACGGUGCGCUUCUGGGAGGUCAACACGGGGCGAUGCAUGAAGACGCUGGAAGUGGGCGGAGCUGUGAAGAGCGUGGCGUGGAACCCCAACCCGGCCGUCUGCCUGGUGGCUGUGUGCUUUGAGAGUACAGUGCUGCUGUUGAACCCAGGUCUGGGAGACAGGCUAGUGGUGAGCUCCACAGACCAGCUGAUUACCUCCUAUGAGCCCCCAGAGGAGGACAAGGAGCAGGCUGUUACGUGGGCUCUGUCUGAGGGCCCGGAGCACGACAAUGGCCACCGCCUCACCCUCACCCACCCCAAGGCAGUGAAGCAGGUAGUUUGGCACGGUAAGGGUGACUACCUGGCCAGCGUCAUGCCUGACAACAGCAGCAACCUGCAGGUGCUCAUCCACCAGGUGAGCAAGCGACGGACGCAGAACCCCUUCCGCAAGAACAAGGGCCUGGUGCAGUGCGUCUCCUUCCACCCACUGCGGCCCUACUUCUUCGUGGCCACGCAGCGCUACGUGCGCGUCUACAACCUCAUCAAGCAAGAGCUGACCAAGAAGCUGAUGACCAACUGCAAGUGGAUCUCCAGCAUGGCCAUUCACCCUGGAGGUGAUAACCUGAUCUGUGGCAGCUAUGACUGCAGACUAGCCUGGUUUGAUCUGGACCUCUCCACCAAACCCUACAAGAUGCUGCGGCACCACAAGAAGGCUUUGAGGGGCGUGGCCUAUCACAAACACUACCCCCUAUUCGCCUCUGGUGCUGAUGAUGGCAGUGUGAUCAUCUGUCACGGCAUGGUCUACAAUGACCUGCUCCAGAACCCUCUCAUUGUUCCAGUCAAGGUACUCAAGGGUCACCAGAUCACCCACGACCUGGGGGUCCUAGACGUGACCUUCCACCCCACCCAGCCCUGGGUGUUCUCCUCAGGGGCUGACGCCACCAUCCGCCUCUUCACCUAAACCAUCUCUACUGUCACCUUGGUUACGUCAAAUUACUCCAUAUUCCCUAUAUAGUGACAAAAGCUGUGCACUAUAUAGGAAAUAGGGAUACCUCUGGUUACAUCUCAAAUGGCACCCUAUUCCUGAGACGGUGCACUACUUUUGAACAGGGCCCCUAUGUGGGUGGAGCACUAUGUAGGGAACAUGGUGUGACUUGAGCCAGACCACAUUGAAGUACCUGACCGCAGCUUGUUUUAACCUGCAGCCUCACCUGAAAACAAAUGACCAACAGAGGCUGAUUUGGAGAUAUGUGUGUAUUUAAAAUGCUUCCCAGACUCCUCCCCUGUCCUCUGAUAGCUAUCCCUGAGGGAAGACUCAAACAAGUGCCUGAUUUCAUGCAUAUUAUCCACAUGUUUAGUAGCCAUGUUAGUAUUUGUCCAAGCUAAGAGAACACCAACCACACAGCCAUAAUUUCUCUCUCUCUCUCUCUCUCUCUCUCUCAGUGAAACUGAGACUGUAAAAUCAUGUCAUCUGGACUGGGCAGGAAAGCCCAUUUCCAUCUCUGUAGCUGCUCUGUACAGCUGCCUCAUAGCAGCGCAUAAGAGUGGAACCACUAAUGCUUGGACACUUCAGACAUCCCAUGUGACAAAAUAUACUGUAUAUCCAGAGAAGGAACUUGCCAAUAGAAACAACUAUGGAGAACAAAGCUGUUGUGGGCCCCCAGAAGGACCCUGUCCUAUAAGUAUAUGUGUAAAUCUCUCUGAGUGUUUGGGGUGAAUGUUCUGUUGAGGUUCCGGAGGACUACUGUCAAUGACAUCAGACUAGUGUUAUGAUAUAUGAGUCUUUUUUUAACCUCGUUUGAAUUGUAAAACCUUCUGACUGCUUUUCACAACAACUUUGUCUGCUACAAGUAUUUCUUUAUAAUUAAAACUGGUGUUCCCUGA
Messenger RNA from Oncorhynchus keta (chum salmon), 3342 nucleotides. RefSeq names its product ribosome biogenesis protein bop1-like. The record is from RefSeq and is a predicted model, not a curated record. Gene Ontology annotation, biological process: ribosome biogenesis; maturation of LSU-rRNA from tricistronic rRNA transcript (SSU-rRNA, 5.8S rRNA, LSU-rRNA). The transcript has 16 exons. Gene Ontology annotation, molecular function: ribonucleoprotein complex binding; protein binding. NCBI's taxonomy places the organism in Eukaryota, Metazoa, Chordata, Actinopteri, Salmoniformes, Salmonidae. Bases 71 to 2419 code for a protein of 782 amino acids. Gene Ontology annotation, cellular component: PeBoW complex; preribosome, large subunit precursor.